Messenger RNA from Papilio xuthus (Asian swallowtail), 2622 nucleotides. RefSeq names its product palmitoyltransferase ZDHHC2. Bases 61 to 1290 code for a protein of 409 amino acids. The record is from RefSeq and is a predicted model, not a curated record. The transcript has 9 exons. Lineage: Eukaryota; Metazoa; Arthropoda; Insecta; Lepidoptera; Papilionidae. Gene Ontology annotation, molecular function: palmitoyltransferase activity.
UUGAGAUUGUCAUUUUCGUACGAGUUGAAUAAUGGAUAUUUUCAUAAUAAAUUGGCAUUAAUGGCUUCAUCCGUUCAUAAUAACAGGUUGUCAUCCCCAAGAUCUUUUGGAUGUUGCAGGACUUGCAACAUGUGGUGUUGGAGAGCUUUUAAGUGGCUCCCUGUAAUUUUGGUAGUGUCGAUCAUAUCUUGGUCUUACUAUGCCUACGUUAUCCAAUUGUGCAUUUUUACACUUGAAAGUACCGUUCAAAAAACUAUAUAUCUGCUAGUUUAUCACAUUCUUUUGAUAAUGUUUUGCUGGUCGUAUUGGCGGACGAUUUUUGCAGAUAUAAAACAGAUUCCCGAAAAAUACAAAUUACCUGGUGAAGAAUUGGACAAAUUGCUUAGUGCUGAAUCAGAAGAUGCUCAAAGGACAAUAUUAGAUAAUUUUGCCAAAGAUCUACCUGUACUUACAAGAACGAUGUCAGGCUCGGUACGUUACUGCAACCGUUGCGUGCUGGUGAAACCGGACCGCGCGCACCACUGCAGCAUCUGUGCUCGCUGCGUUCUCAAGAUGGACCACCACUGCCCGUGGGUCAACAACUGUGUCUGCUUCCACAAUUACAAGUUCUUCAUGCUCUUCCUCGGUUAUGCUCUUAUCUACUGUCUAUUCAUCAUGUCAACGUGCCUGCCUUACUUCAUUAAGUUCUGGAAGAUGUAUCAGAAAUACAAGCAUGCCCACUGCGAUCGUUUGAUUGAGAAUGGCACAUAUACUAAACCUUGCAUGGACAUGAUUACCGGCGACUUCGGUACAUCGGCUAGCUCUGGUCGAUACCAUGUGGUGUUCGCGUUCUUCGUGGCCCUCAUGUUCGCGACCACGCUAGGAUCGCUCUUCGGAUACCACUGCUAUUUAGUAGCACAUAAUAGGACCACCUUAGAAGCGUUCCGAGCCCCAAUGUUCAGAGGGGGCGCUGACAAGAAUGGCUUCUCCCUUGGCGCUUUCAACAAUUUUAAAGAGGUAUUCGGGAAUAGUCCGAAUCUCUGGAUGUUGCCUGUCUUCACAAGCAAUGGCGACGGGUGCGAAUUCCCCGUGCGCCGCGAGCACCAGCUGCAGACGUUCGCGCCGCAAGACGCCCAUGGCUACGAAUCCAUGGGUACCACUCGCUCCAGCUAUGGAGACGGGAUCAUAUAUCCCCUUCCUCAACCUGACGAAGACACGGAAUCCCUACUGAGCUCAGAGAGGUGGGACCGCUGGGGCGAGCGCGCGCGACCCUUCGACGAACGCGAAAGCUCAUCGUACGACGAACUCUGAGAGCUGCCAUCAUCAACGCAAAGGUUACGAAUAAAGAUGGGUAAUACUAAGAUCAUGUCUUUGUAGCUUUUUAUAUGCUUAUACAUUUUUCGUCAUAAUUGGCGAAUUAUAUGGGAUGCUUUUUUGGAAUUCGAUUGUCGGUGUACAUAUUUCAUCUACUUUUAGAAUUUUCUAGAACAGCCAUUAACGUUGGUGUAAUUUAGUUUUUAAGAGACUAAAAGCUAACUCUGCUUAUCUCUACUUUUGAGGAAUUACUACGACGUUAUCCGUGAUCUACUUAAAUUCUGGUUAUUACAGAAAUGCAAUGUGACUUAAAAUAUUUGUUUAACUCAGAUAUAAUAGCGUCUUAAAAUAUACUAAAUAAAUCUGAAGUACAAGAUAAUGAGAUGGGUAGUAUAUUAAAGAAUUACAUACAUAUUCUUUUAUGGCAAACACGUACAGGAAAUUAUUAGGCAAAAUUAAUUUACAUUUAUAAGAUUUGCUCCGUGAAUAUAAGAAAUAUUUUCAGUUAUAUGUGUUUAGAAGAAAGGCAAAAUUUUAUUGCAUUUGCUUCUAUAUCUAAUGUUUUAUUCCUUUCGUUUUUUCAUAUAAAUUAUAAGUCAAAUGUGAAAACACAUAAUGGAAUGUACUACGUUUGCUGAUCAUUUUUUUGAUACUUACAUUUAUAAAAGAUAAAUUAGUGUAACAGUCUUUAAGGAUGCUAAAUUAAGUCUAAAAUAUUCGUAAUAGUAUAAUGUAUGUUAAAACAUAUUGGAUGUAUGUAAGUAGUAUAUUUUAUAUGUAUAACUGUAUGUCGAUUGCAGUGACACUUGUAUUAACAUAUUGUCAUCCCGCACAUUCCCUUUGCAAAACAAGAGACAGCAAUAUAUGCUAUGCUAAUACAAGCCUUACGGCAGUGAAAUUCAACUUAAGGCCCUUCGUACUUAAGGAUACGUAAAUCUUCGCAACUCUGUGGCUUUGUUGCUUAACUGACGCAAUACAAUAAAACAAAGGUUCUUACAUAGGCCAGCGUUGACAUUUAGUUUUUUUAAUUUCGUCUCAAAGCUAAUGGCUCGCUACCUGUUAGUCAAUGUUGUUGUAAAAUUGCUGAAAUUUUCAAGACAGCGGAGUAAAUCAAUACAGUUGACAUUUAGUAAAGACGACUCGUACACAUUAUAUGUAUGCAUUGCGAGUUGCGGCGAUACUUGCUAUUCAACUUUACGAUAUUAGUUUCGACGAUUUACGUUACCUCGUGUACAAAGAGCCUAAGAUUGUCCUAACUAUAAACACAAUUCCAAAUUACUAAAUUUAUUUUACGUUUUAUUUCAUAUAAUAAUUCUAUUAAUUUAUUUA